AUGACACGCCAGAAUAUUCGACCAUGUCGAGUUACUGUAAAUGACAGUUGCUCAAACAGCAGUCAAGGAGGAUGGUUCAGAUCAAGAUUUGUUGUAAGUCAUUUUUAAAAAAUUUUUUUUGAAAACUCGAAAAAAAUUUCCAGCUAAUCAGACCACGUUGCUGCUUGCUUGAUACCUUUGUAAGUUUUUUAUUCAUUUUUUGAAAACAAAAACUAUAAGUUUUUAUUCCAGACUCUGCUUUAUAUCUUGGCAAUAAUUGGUCUAAUUUUCUCGAUCGUUUCUUUGAUUUUGGUCUCAAUUUAUACCCCAAAUCCUUUGGAAAUUAUUGUAUUUUCUUUCGCAAUUAUAGCAAUGGCAGUGGUUAUUGGAACACUUAUCACAAAAAAUUUGUAUUUGGCGCAAAUCUCAUUCUGUCUUUUGGUAAGUGUUCGGAAGCUGGGUAGAGAGGUACUGUAGCUAAAUCAUUCUUAAAAUUUACCUACAGUAUCCCUUCCAUAGUCUUUUAAAAUACUGUAGAAUUAUCCUAAAACCACAGAACCGUAUUGACUAUACGAAGCUGAUUUACAGUUGGUAGAUUUUGAAAAAGUGUGCCGCAGUUGCAUAAGCCCACUUGAGUUACAGAAAAUCAAACUUUCUUUCAGAUCGUGUUGAUAAUCCUGUUGAGUGGAGCUGUGUUUUACCUGUUCUUCUCUAUGAUGUUAUGUGAGUUUGAAAAUUUCCAUUUUUUUUUCAUCUCGAACUUCACCUUCAAAUUUUCCAGCACAAAAAUACCACUAUGGAGAUUGGCGAUUCAAAGUUUUCAUGAUCACUGAAAUUAUAUUCAUUAUUUGUGUCGCGAUUUGUAAGUCUUUCCAAGAAAACACACAAAUCUUUACCUAAACUAUAUUUUCAGACGUAUCUGUAAUGCUCUAUCUCUUAUUGGAUGUUAUCACCUACUGCAAACGGAAUCGUGAAGAAGUUGAAACUCCAAGAAACACAAUUCAUUUUGAUAAUAGAUAUUGA
Caenorhabditis angaria is the source of this 1002-nucleotide messenger RNA. The record is from the annotation of a GenBank genome assembly. Lineage: Eukaryota; Metazoa; Nematoda; Chromadorea; Rhabditida; Rhabditidae.